AUGAAUAUUUACUUUUGUCGACAGAAGCCGAUAAGUGAUGGAGGUUUCUGGCACAUCCUGGCCAAUCUAGUCAACAAACAUGGAUUAAUGCCGAAGAAAAAUUUUUCAGAAUAUUACAACAGUUCCUACACAUCUAAGAUGAACGACGUUCUUGGAAGCAUGUUGCGGCAAUAUGCCAAGGCCAUCCGCGACCUAGUAGCCAAAGGUGGCUGCGACGAAGACAUCGACAACCUCAUCCAAGAUCAGAUGUCCAACAUCUAUAGGGUAGUGGGGAUAUGCCUUGGUAUACCCAGUGAGACUUUCACGUGGAGCUACUACGACAAAGACAAGGCAUUCAAGAGCAUCGGACCUGUAACACCCAAGGAGUUCUACGAGAAACACGUGAAGCCCUUCUUCAAUGUCGAUGAUAAGGUGUGUUUGGUGUCAGACCCCAGACCUACCUUCGAAUUUGGGAAACUGUUCACAAUGGACUACAUAAACGACGUCGUUGGAGCCAAAAACUGCAUUUUUAACAACCAACCGGUGGAGUUGCUGCUGGAUCUUACCGCCAAGAGCAUCAAAGAAGGUGAGGCUGUGCUCUCUAGCUGCGAACUCUCGAGAAAGUACUCCUCUUGGAGGCACGGGAUGCACCUCAAGACUUCGAUGUGCGUCCCCUUGCCUCUCACUGAUUGGGAUGCUGGUUUAAAGUAUGACUUUAAGUUGCUUCUUGGUGUGGACAUCGAAACCACCCUAUCCAAGGCAGACAGGUUUUUAUACAGAGAACGCAGCAUGGCACAUACUAUGAUCUUCACCGGGGUCAAAACAAAUGACGACGGGGAGGUAAGCAAACUUCGCGCGGAGAACUCCUGGGGAGAGGACUGCGGGGACAAAGGCUAUAUCACGAUGACGGCAGAAUUCUUCAAGGAAUUCACGAUAGAGCUCGUGAUCGACAGGAAGUUUGUACCGAAGGAGGUGUUGGAGGUUUUCGAACAGAAACCUGCGGUCAUCCCGCGGUGGUACAGCUUGGCAAGCCGAUGAAACAGUGGCUAUCAUUUGCCACAACGAAUAUAGUAGUACAAUGUAAACAUAUUUGCCAUACCGCUUCACAGCAUCCAUUUUUCAGGUGCACAAAAUUUGUAAAAGUGUAUGUGCUUGUUACACAUAUUUGUUAAGUUGUUUUUCGAACACCCUGUAUUCAUAAAGUAGAUAGUGUGUGUGUGCAUGUGAACGAUAGGAAUGGCUGUUAUAUUAUGUACAAACAAA
Messenger RNA from Anoplophora glabripennis (Asian longhorned beetle), 1242 nucleotides. Its product is annotated as bleomycin hydrolase-like. Gene Ontology annotation, cellular component: cytoplasm. Gene Ontology annotation, biological process: L-homocysteine catabolic process; proteolysis; response to toxic substance. The record is from RefSeq and is a predicted model, not a curated record. Bases 1 to 1017 code for a protein of 338 amino acids. NCBI's taxonomy places the organism in Eukaryota, Metazoa, Arthropoda, Insecta, Coleoptera, Cerambycidae. Gene Ontology annotation, molecular function: cysteine-type aminopeptidase activity. The transcript is spliced from 6 exons.